Postia placenta MAD-698-R-SB12 is the source of this 1449-nucleotide messenger RNA. RefSeq lists its product as hypothetical. Gene Ontology annotation, biological process: lactate metabolic process. The transcript has 15 exons. Gene Ontology annotation, molecular function: L-lactate dehydrogenase (cytochrome) activity; heme binding. The record is from RefSeq and is a predicted model, not a curated record. Bases 1 to 1449 code for a protein of 482 amino acids. Lineage: Eukaryota; Fungi; Basidiomycota; Agaricomycetes; Polyporales; Adustoporiaceae.
AUGGCUCGCGUGUGGUCGUUGAGCGAAGUUGCACGGCACAAUUCACCCAGUGACAGAGUAUACGAUGUGACUGAAUUUCUGCCUGAGCACCCGGGAGGGGCCAAAAUCAUCCUGAAGUAUGCCGGGCGUGACGCCACUGCAGCGUACGAGCCAAUUCAUCCCAAGGAUGCACUUGAAAAGAAUCUGUCACCAGAGAAGCAUUUGGGCAGCAUUGAUAGCACUGGAGCUAGGGAGCUCAAAGAGGAGCAAGCCUCACGUAAGAAGACUCAAGACGAAAUCCGCGUGGAGCGAGCCAAGGCAAUAAAGCGGCCUAUCAAUCACAUUCUUAGUUUACAGGACAUGGAGAACGUCGCCCGUGAAGUACUGUCCCACAAAACAUGGGCGUUCUAUAGGUCCGCUGCAGACGACGAAAUCACGUACAAUGAGAAUCGACUGGCCUUCUCCCGGUUCUUUUUCCACCCGCGUGUCCUGAGACCCAUCUCGAACGUCGACCCUUCCACGACCAUAUUGGGGUUCCCUAGCUCGCUGCCGAUAUUUGUCAGUGCUGCAUCACUGGGCAAGCUUGGGCAUCCCCUUGGUGAGGUCAACAUCACCCGCGGCGCAGGACGUACCGGCAUCAUACAGAUGGUGUCCACCUACUCGUCAUGCUCUCAUGCAGAAAUAGCGGCAGCCCGUGUCAAUGCCUCUCAGCCACUUUUUCUCCAGCUGUACAAGGAUAAGAACAGCCCCGUGUCAGAGAAACUACUGCGAGAUGUCGAAGGGCUUGGCUACAAUGCAAUUUUCCUCACAGUGGAUGCGCCCCUUAACGGGAACCGCGAGCGCGAUCUCCGCGCGCCUUUCGAGCUCGAGGAGCAGGAGCGGUUGGUCGAAGAAGCAAAGAAUCCCAUGGGCAAUGCGGGCGAAAUGCCCGAGAGGCCAGAAGAUGCGGACAACACACUAGUGGAAGGUGAACUGGUCCUGAUUGGUACAUCUGGAGGGCUGCGGACUACCGGCGAUUUGGACCAGUCAUGGGAGGUGACACUGCCGUGGCUCCGGAGAACGACAAAGCUUCCAAUUGUUUUGAAGGGCAUUCAGACUGUUGCGGAUGCUGUCAAGGCGGUUGAAGUCGGCGUUGACGGAAUAUUGCUGUCUAAUCACGGUGGUCGACAGAUGGAAUACUCUCUUCCGCCGCUGGAAGUCCUCUAUAGAAUUCUUUACAUCGACGGCGGCGUGCAUCGCGGCACAGAUGUGUUGAAGGCACUUUGUCUCGGGGCCAAGGCUGUCGGUCUUGGGCGGGCAUUUCACUUUGCACUCAGUGCAUAUGGUGAGGCUGGCGUUGUUCAGACAGUGCGCAUUCUUCAGCGCGAGAUCAUUCUCGGAAUGCGAUUGCUGGGUGCAACUCGUUUGAGCGACUUGACGCCAGAGAUGGUGGAGCGUGUUGACUGGCAGCCAUUCCUCUCGAAGUUGUGA